This is a messenger RNA of Musca vetustissima, 1203 nucleotides long. RefSeq names its product E3 ISG15--protein ligase Herc6. The coding region runs from base 1 to 1203 and encodes 400 amino acids. The transcript is spliced from 4 exons. NCBI's taxonomy places the organism in Eukaryota, Metazoa, Arthropoda, Insecta, Diptera, Muscidae. The record is from RefSeq and is a predicted model, not a curated record.
AUGGAGGGUGGCAGUGGCAAACUUGCAUGUAAUUACAAUGGAGAUCACCUAGCAACGGCUGACAUAAAGCACAGCGGAAAACAAUGGCUGGCUUGUGGUUCUAAUCAUUUCGGCCAGUUGGAUAUAUUAGAAAACGAACGUUUAAUACGAUAUAUGAAAAAAAUUGCACUCGAAGGAAGUAUUCGGUGCCUUACAUCUUCAUGGAGUUAUGUGGCAGCCAUCAAUGGAUGUUCAAUGCAAAUAUGGGGUUUCAUCAACUGUCAAACGAAAAACAUAAAAAAUAUAACGGUCGACAACACAAUCAAAACUUUAGCAUGUUGUGAUAGAUACUGCCUACUUUUGCUGAAUACCGGAACGGUAUUCAAAUACAAUGUACAAUGUCUAGAUGAUAAUUUGGAGGAAAUCAAGUUCCAAAUAAAUGAAAGUCACAAACCGAAAAGACUGUCCAUCUUUGGGAGUUCUGCAACGUCUUCGUCCAAUUCGGUUUUAAAAAUAGAAAACAUAGCGUGUGGAAAUACUAUUAUGGUAGCCAUAGGUAUGUCUAAUGAAGUAUUUACCGGAACUACUGAAGUACAUCGUUUUCCUAAACAUGUUAGAACAAAACAGUUGGUAUGUGGUUUUGAACAUGCCCUCUUGUUAACACAUAACGGAGAUAUUUAUACCUGGGGCAAUGGUUUAAGGGGCCAAUUGGGAUUGGAUUCCAUAGGCGUUAAAAUAAAACCCAUCCUCUUAGAAGCAAUGGCUGGAAUCAAGAUAAUUUGUAUAACAGCGUCCGGAUGGCAUAGUGCAGCCAUUUCCACAUUCGGGGAUCUUUACACGUGGGGAUUCAAUUCUAAUGGACAACUUGGUUUAAGAAUUUAUAAAAACGAUACCAUUAAAGAACCGUCUAUAUACAUGGUACCACAAUUGAUCGAAUUAACAGACUUAAACUGCUGUGAACAAAAGACAGAACCUUGCAUUCCAAUAAAAGUUACAGGCGGUGCGAGACAUACAAUUGUGCUAAUGAAUUGCGGAGCUGUUUUUUCGGUAGGUUGGAAUGCAUAUGGACAGUUGGGCUUGAAAAACAACAGAAUGUACAUAGACAAAUUCACACGUAUACUUAAAAUCGAAAAUUGUAUCGACGAUGUGGAAAUUGUGUGUGGAUCUUGGAAUACAUGGAUAACUAUGCAUACUGACAGCAAAUAUGUACAUUAUAAAAACUGA